UGUAUGAAGGGGUCAACUCCCUUCUUUUACAAAUUAGAUUUCCAGCCAUUCAGGGUUUAUCAAUCUCUGUGGCUACUGCAAUUAAUAAAGGGAAAAGUAUCUUGGGGAUCUUGUGAUUGUGGGCACAACUUCUAAAAGAGAAAGCUCUGCUUACUGCAUUCCUAGGCCAGCUCACUUUCCGAUGUUGUAUUCCCAGUGAAAUGAACUUUCUCCUAGAAGAGUCUUGAAGGACAGCUAGGGAUUAGGAAUAUGUAUAGUUUAACAAUCCAAACGAGACUAAGAGGCUGAGCCCUGCCUAGAGCUCUUUCCCCAGGUUUCCUCAUAUUGCCAGUUGGCCAGGAGUAAGGAAGGUGGAUAUGACCAAGAUCCCUCUUUCCACGAGGGGAGGGAAGGAGAUGGGGAAACCCCCAUCUAGAAAUUUCACUUCCUCUUUAGGCUUGGAUACUCACGACGCAAUACCAGGUCUCACUCGCAUUGGUUAUUACAGGAGUCAACCAGCGUUUCAGCGGUUCCAGUUCCCAUGCACUUGUCAGGACUUUCCCCAGUCUUGAAGAUGGGGGUGAUGGCGCCACGGACACUCCUUCCCCUGCUGCUCUUGGGAACCCUAGGUGUGACCGAGACCUGGGCUGGCUCACGCUCCCACUCCCUGCGGUAUUUCGACACGCUGGUGUCCCGGCCCGGCCGCGGGGAGCCGCACUUCACCCUCGUCGGCUACGUGGACGACACGCCGUUCGUGCGCUUCGACAGCGACGCCGCGAGUCCGACGAUGGAGCCGCGGGCGCCGUGGAUGCACCUGGAGCCGCGCGAGUACCGGGAGCAGCAGACGCGGAACGUCCGGAGGCACGCGCAGACCUUCCGGAUUCAGCUGCGGACCCUGCUGGGCUACUACAACCAGAGCCGGGACCGUGAGUGAGCCAGGGCCCGGGUGGGCGGCCACCUCCCCACGCCCAGCCCCAGUCCGGGCUCCACCGCUGGGCCGGGGGCUUUGGAUGC
Messenger RNA from Dipodomys ordii (Ord's kangaroo rat), 993 nucleotides. Its product is annotated as saoe class I histocompatibility antigen, A alpha chain-like. Gene Ontology annotation, biological process: positive regulation of T cell mediated cytotoxicity; immune response; antigen processing and presentation of endogenous peptide antigen via MHC class Ib. The transcript has 2 exons. Gene Ontology annotation, molecular function: signaling receptor binding; peptide antigen binding. Bases 521 to 913 code for a protein of 130 amino acids. Gene Ontology annotation, cellular component: external side of plasma membrane. The record is from RefSeq and is a predicted model, not a curated record. NCBI's taxonomy places the organism in Eukaryota, Metazoa, Chordata, Mammalia, Rodentia, Heteromyidae.